Molecule: messenger RNA, 417 nt
Organism: Thlaspi arvense
Lineage: Eukaryota; Viridiplantae; Streptophyta; Magnoliopsida; Brassicales; Brassicaceae
Source: the annotation of a GenBank genome assembly
GAACCCAACGGCAAGAGCAGUUUUGUCCUUAUCCCUUCGCUUCCCUCUAGCGAUGGAAGCUUUGUCACGAUGGGUUCGAGUAUAUACAUGAGCAUAAUGAGUGCGUCAACCAUCGACUGCAGAUCUCACACGAUGAAAACCAUCCCUAGCAUCUAUGUGCCCAUGUCUAACACAAUCGCUGACAUCAUCGACGGGAGAAUUUACGUAAUUAGAAACUAUGGUCAUGACUCGAAGAAGGUGAUGGCGGUGUUCAAUACAGAAAAACAGAUGUGGGAGGAGCCUAUGCCAAAGAAGAGUACAUGGGAAACGGACGAGAUGUUGAAUUUUAGAGAGUGGGAGCAUGUUUGUGUCGUGGAUGACGUGUUGUACUACUAUGAUUAUAUUGAGAAGAAGAUAAGAACGUAUGAUUUGAAGUAG